Molecule: messenger RNA, 1792 nt
Organism: Desarmillaria tabescens
Lineage: Eukaryota; Fungi; Basidiomycota; Agaricomycetes; Agaricales; Physalacriaceae
Product: solute carrier family 41 member 1
Exons: 7
Coding region: 39-1559 (506 amino acids)
Biological process (GO): monoatomic cation transport
Cellular component (GO): plasma membrane
Molecular function (GO): monoatomic cation transmembrane transporter activity
Source: RefSeq, a predicted model, not a curated record
CCCACGGCUCCCUUGCCUCUUGCCUCUAAAAUUAAAGUAUGGCUCCGACCAACGACGACGACGAUAUCGAGCUCGCCAACCUCCCGACGAACGAGAGCAAGGAGGAAUACGACCACGAUGAGGACGAUGAGAACGAAUCCGAUAAUGAAUACGAUGACGAGGGCAAUAGAGCACUGUUGGGCGGCCAUUCGCCGCGAACUGGGCCGAUGAGUGGGCCUAGAGUUCAACUGUGGCAGCAAAUAAAAAACAUCGUCAUCGAGGGCGCCCCAACAUUACUUUUCACUACAAUAGGCUUGCUUUUUACAGGAGAAUUGCUGGACCAAGUCUCUAGGUGGAGAGCCAUGGUGGAGGUCGACCAACUCAUAAUGAUUAUCCCUGUCGUGCUUAACCUCAAAGGGAACCUCGAAAUGAAUCUAUCAGCACGGUUGGGCACCGCUGCAAACAUGGGCGAACUUGAUGACAGCUCUGUGCGACGGAAAAUGAUUAUUGGGAACCUUUCUCUACUGCAAGUCCAGGCCACAGUGGUUUCCUUUGUGGCCGCUUGUGUGUCUCUAGUGCUGGGUCUGAUAAUCCCCCGGACGACCGAGGAAGCCCCAGCCUCAUCAGGGGCAGUGAGCGCCUUGUUCCUACACGCCAGACGUCCACGGCCAACAUUACCUCCAGUGACCGACCGAAAAUCCGGACUACCGGUAUUUAUCAUGGUUGCUUCUACAGCCAUGUCUGCCGCUUGCCUAUCCAGUAUCAUCCUGGGCUCAUUCAUGUGCGGACUCAUCGUGUUAUGCAGGUAUUAUGGGCGUGAUCCUGACAACAUCGCUCCCCCAGUGGCGUCCUGUCUUGGAGACCUAGUCACCUUGGUCCUCAUCGGAGCAGUGUCCACGAUUCUCAUUCGCUUCCUUCACACGCCCGUGCCUUUAAUAAUAUGCGCCAUAGUCGUACUCUCCGCGAUCUCAUGCGGCGUGUCGACGCGUCGAAACUCCCACGUCCGAGACCUUAUAGGACAAGGCUGGUCACCUCUCUUUGGGGCCAUGAUCAUCAGCAGCGCAACAGGUAUUGUACUUGACCUCUUCGUGAGUAGGUACGAAGGCUUUGCUCUCCUCGCCGUCGUUAUCAGCGGUUUACCGGGAAGCGUGGGUUCAAUCUUUGCAUCCAGACUAUCAACAGCUCUGCAUGCAGCCGCGCUGUCAGUGACUCCCAGCACAUUUGCCAACCGGCCAUCGGAGCCUAGUGCCCGAAUGGUUAUGAUCACACUCAUCCUUGUUACAAUCCCUGUGGAAAUCAUAUUUCUGUCCAUCCUCAGAUUAUUGGGUUGGCUAACCCUCCCAUUCGUCUUUGUUGCGUUCUCGGUGGUAUUCUUCUGCUGCGCUGUUACAGCUUCUCUCUUCAUUGCUGGAGCUUUGACCAACUUUCUGUGGUCGAAAAACCUCGAUCCGGAUAUGUAUGCGCUGCCUAUACAUUCCGCUCUGAUGGAUUUGAUAGGCCAGCUGCUUCUGGUCUUCUGUUUCGAGAUUGUAUCGCUGUUAGGCGUGCACGUUCGUUCUAAGAUGCCCUCGACAGGUUAAAUUUUUAUCGGAUACUAUUAAGAUACUCUUCGGGUUUGUAUCAUAGGAUACUCUAGACAAAAGUACUCGUAGAUUUAAUCAUUUAUCAGUAGCGGGGAUCCGUGAUAUAUUUCAAAAGGCCCCAAUGAUGGGAAUGAGUCUUUGAGUUGAGUAAUGUAUUGGUAUUAUGGACCAGACAGACGUACGACGAUUUUUGGGAAGGGCUAGAUAUGACGCGGUGGUGUCACUGUCGG